AUGACAAAGGAGGUUGUCCAUGUGAUCGAUCUCGAAAGUGGGAACCUGCGCUCACUGCAGAACGCCAUCGAGCACCUGGGAUAUGAGGUGGAGUUUAUUAGACGUUUAGAAGACGGCUCUUUGAGGCAUGUCCAGAAGUUGAUCCUCCCUGGAGUUGGCAACUUUGGCCAUUUCGUUCGCGAGCUGCGUGCGCGUGGGUUUGUGGAGCCUCUGAUAGAGUACAUAGACAGUGGCCGCCCACUCAUGGGGAUCUGUGUUGGGUUACAGACAUUCUUUAAACGGUCCGAAGAGAGCCCAGAAGUACAGGGUCUGGGGCUUGUGGAUCUUGAUCUCGGCCGAUUUGACGAGUCAGACAAGUCUGUGCCAGAGAUUGGAUGGAACUGUGUUCGUGUUUUGGGUUCAGAGGACGGCAAGACACUGUAUGCCAUGGAUCCGGGCUCCAGAUUCUAUUUUGUCCAUUCUUACGCAGGAGUCGUCAGCAGCGAGGAUAUCGACCGGUUGCAAAACGAGGGCUGGACUUUGGCCGUGGCGACGUACGGGUCGGAGACUUUUAUUGCCGCUGUGGUGAAGAAUAAUAUUUUUGCUACGCAGUUCCACCCAGAAAAGUCAGGAGCUGCUGGGCUCCGGUUGAUCGAGUCGUUUUUGAAGCAGGAAAAAAAUACUACUAUUGUGAACAGGGCUCUUGAUGAUGUUGAGAAGACCCCUACGGGUCUCACACGUCGUGUGAUUGCUUGUUUGGACGUCAGAACUAAUGAUAAUGGUGAUCUCGUUGUCACCAAGGGAGAUCAGUACGAUGUCCGCGAAAAAAGUGAUGGCGGAGACGUGCGAAACCUGGGGAAGCCGGUGGAGAUGGCCGAAAAGUACUAUCGCCAGGGCGCAGACGAGGUGACGUUCCUCAAUAUCACAUCGUUUAGAAACUCUCCAGUGAAAGACGCUCCUAUGCUCGAAGUGCUGAGACUAGCGGCCAGGACCUGUUUUGUUCCCCUCACAGUUGGGGGAGGAAUUAAGGACGUGGUAGACCCGGACGGGACUCGCAUCCCUGCUUUGGAAGUGGCCAAGCUGUAUUUCCGUGCCGGAGCAGACAAGGUUUCGAUAGGUUCUGACGCAGUGAGUGCAGCCGAGGACUUCUAUGCCAAUGGCGGCAAAUGCACCGGCACGACCCCAAUCGAGACGAUAUCCAGAGCAUAUGGAAUUCAGGCUGUUGUGAUUUCCGUCGAUCCAAAAAGAAAGUACAUUGCUGAUCCUACCAAGUGCAAUCACAAAUGCAUUGAGACUAAAUUUCCAGGGCCUCAUGGAGAAAAAUACUGCUAUUACCAGGUCACAUCGCAGGGAGGCCGUAAAGUCCAUGAGCUAGGUGCCUACGAACUCUGCCAGGCGUGUGAAAAAUUGGGAGCUGGAGAGGUGCUACUCAACUGCAUAGAUAAAGACGGAACAAAUUCCGGAUACGAUUUCGAGCUGAUCAACCACAUUAAAAGUGCAGUGUCGAUUCCCGUGAUAGCUUCCAGUGGAGCAGGAAAACCCGAACACUUCGAGCAGGUUUUCAAAAACACCUCCGUUGAUGCUGCUUUGGGAGCUGGCAUGUUCCACCGCGGCGAAUACACUGUCAAACAGGUCAAGGACUACAUGAGAGAACACGGUCUGUGCGUGCGCUUAGACGAGCAGAUGGAAUAAGCAGGAACAACCAACGAUGCCUGUAAAAUACAUAAUAUGAUACAUCUAAUCUAAAGAUUUUUCGAACUCCUCUAUUUUUUCUGCUCUCUUUCUGGCCUCCUCUUCCGAGAUCUUCGUACCGGCGCUGACACUGAACUGUCCGCCACAGCCCACUAUCACAAUAUUGUGGUCUCUGGUGGCGGUGUUGUUGAUUCUGGUAGGCGUAGCAACGUCCUCAUCCAAGUUUCCAAGUCCAAGCGCAUAGGUGUCUGCAAAUCCCCACGAAAAAGCAAUACCGUCCUCAGUGACAGCAAUCGAAUGGUGAGAGCCAGCAGCAACAGCCUUACAUUUAGGAAGAGUGGUCAGUUUUGUGGCAACAGGAAGAGAUCUGACAUUGCCAUGUUCGUCGGUGAUCACACCGUCUUUUGGGAGCUUCUCCUUCUUGAUGCCGAUCUCUUUCAUGUCAAAUCGGCCAAAAGUGUAAACUUCACCAGAAGACGAUAGAGCCAACGAGUGGUGUUCUCCACCUGUCACAUAAACAAUGUCCUUACCCGUCAGCUCCUCAAUUUCGGUCGGUUUUGAAACGACAGCCCCAUCCUCAAUGUUAACGUGGAUUCCACACUGACCGUAUUGGUUCAGUCCCCAGCUCAGAACCCUACCAUCAGUGGUUAUGGCAAACGAGUGAAAUUCUCCUGAGCCAAUAGCUUUGACAUUUUUCAGUCCAAAGGAGCGUGGCUCCAGAGACGUCAUUCUGGUUCUCUCCAAGAUCUUUCUUCCCAGCUGGUACUGCUGUCCGUUACCCCAUGCAUACACAACUCCCUUGGUGUCCAGACCUAGCAAAUGGUCUUUUCCGGCAGCCAAUUGGACAAUGUUCUCGAAAUCGGGAAUCUUCACGGGGGUUCGUUGGAUCUUGACAGAUUUGUUGAAUCCCAAAAUUCCCUCGUUGCAUCUGAAUGUUCCCCAGGCGUAAACUUCACCCGUCUCGUACAAGGCAGCGGACAAGUUGUCGGUGGCGGCUAGCUGCACAAUUUUUUUGUCCUUUGGCAAACCUUCCACGACAGCAGGUGUCGAUUCCAAAGGAUUCAAUUCACCGUCUUCGUCUUCACUAUCGGCGUCGGCGUCCUUUAGCUGCUCGGCACCAGAUUUAGCAGUGUCUCUUCCUAGAACCCCGGAGUCAUUUCCUCCCCACGACCAGACUUGAUUCCGGUGAUCUAGGGCUAGAGUGUGCAUUCCCCCCACAGCAAGAUCGACAAUUCCGACCUCUUCUUUCUUCAAGAAAGGGUUCAGCCUCGGCCUCUUGACCUCUUUUGUGCUGGCAGCUGGUCCAAGACCUAGCUCGCACAUAGAUCCCGAACCCCACACAAAGACAUCGAGCAAAUCAGUUUUAGGGACAGGAAUCGUGUUGAUUGUCUUCAAUCUCGAGGCUCUCAAGGCUUGGAAAGAGUGCGACGUUUUUGCCCUCUUGGCGUCAAUUGGGCCCUCUGACGAACUACGUUUGGUUCCAUUGACCUGUGUCUCGCUUGAUCUUUUCAGAGCCACCAUAAUGAAUAUAC
Messenger RNA from Ogataea polymorpha, 3203 nucleotides. RefSeq lists its product as uncharacterized. The record is from RefSeq and is a predicted model, not a curated record. Bases 1 to 1671 code for a protein of 556 amino acids. The transcript has a single exon. Gene Ontology annotation, molecular function: imidazoleglycerol-phosphate synthase activity; oxo-acid-lyase activity. Lineage: Eukaryota; Fungi; Ascomycota; Pichiomycetes; Pichiales; Pichiaceae. Gene Ontology annotation, biological process: L-histidine biosynthetic process.